UAAGCGACGACAGACAAAUGACGAACAUGUUUGGCCACAGAACCUGCGUCGUGCUCUCUGUGCUGUUCGUCGUUUGCUGGAUGGAGAGUGCAUUAGCAAGCAAUCUCAAUAGCAGCCUUUGCAACGGGCUCUGUCUCAAGACUACUCAUGCAACAUUGUUCUGUGAAGUCGCUUUCGCCGCACCGCCAUGUCACGCGGAAACCGAGUUGUGCUGUGGUGAAGUCAGACACCCCGAACCACUGCAGAUAGCGGAUGACGAGUCAGCUUCAUUGGGAAAACCAGUGUGGUUGUCUAGGGCCAACAAUUAUCAAGGCAGCGCGCGCCAGGCCAGGAACGUGUACCUGGACAUUCUAAAGCUGCUCCUGACUGAAUAUCUCAGAGCAUCCGUGGCUUCGCAGUACAAAGCUAUCGCAGAGAAGCAGACGUCUGCCAAUUCAACAGAACAGUACGAUCCUACUUGGCCGGAAGAAAAUGACAUCUUCAAGACGGUGUCACCUGGAUACGCUUCGGAAACAACUUCCACUACGCCUUCCCCUGCAAGCUCCGACGGACUUCAACUAGGACCCCCUCACUCAUUCGACGGGAAUGUCUCAUCUCAAGGGUAUGCAGCUUCUCAAGUCAGUCUGCCUUCACGCAACGGUUCUUUCUCGGGAAACUCUACGCUGGCACCUUUGGCUGAGAGCGCACACCCGACAGCAUCGAUAUCAAAUACAGAAGGCGUCGAAACAACAUCGGAGAAGGUGGUAUACCCGUGUCCGGGAAACUGCAUGUCGACCUACUUCACGUGGUUUUGCAAGAAAACGAGCUCGGACUACGAAUGCUCGGAUGGCAGGGUUUGCUGCCUGCCCAUCACGACAACGAUCCCGCCCGAGGUUGUGGUGCCUGAGUGUACUGGCACCUGCAUCCUCCCACAGCUCACUGGCCUUUGCAAGAAGCCUGCUCGACUCCUGCUCAAGACGACCACUUGCAGCCGAAAUUCGAUAUGCUGCAGUGAGACGCCGAGGCUUUGGUAGGGCCUUGGUAGCGCUAAAGAAACAGGAACAAAAAGGCACCGGAAGUUGCAACUUCAGUUGUUCAAUUGGAAAACCUUUUGGUACCGAGAAUUUCGCAAGAGCCUGCACUCCUAUGGCUUGUUCGGUAUCACCAUCAACUUGCAGAGAA
Dermacentor silvarum is the source of this 1161-nucleotide messenger RNA. RefSeq lists its product as uncharacterized. The transcript has 2 exons. The record is from RefSeq and is a predicted model, not a curated record. The coding region runs from base 18 to 1013 and encodes 331 amino acids. NCBI's taxonomy places the organism in Eukaryota, Metazoa, Arthropoda, Arachnida, Ixodida, Ixodidae.